AUGAGAAUUAAAACGUGUCUUAAGUCAAUUAUCCAACUGAUUUUAUUUAUCAAUUUUGUUAAUAGAAUCAAUGGGUUUGACAUUUGUUAUAUUAAAAGUAAUAAUACAUUACUUGGAUAUGGAACAACAACAAAACCAAAUAUAUGUGAAUUAAAAACACCACCACAAAUAAUAAUAGAUUCAGGAAUACCACCUACAUAUACAUUUCGAAGUGGAACAUCAGCAGGAAUUAAUAACGAUACAAUAAAUAUUAGACAACAACUUGUAAAUAAUGAUUGGGAAAAAACAACACAAAUAAUAUUUGAAAAAGGUCAUGGAUUAAAAUCAAUUUCAUUAGGAGAAACAGCAAUUAAAUGUUCAUGGAGUAUUUCUAAUGAAAAUAUUGUAUCAGAUUUUGUAUAUUUCUUUGCAUAUAAAAAUGAAGCGUGGGGGUUUACUAAAAUUAGUGCAAAAACUAAACCUUUUGUAUUUUUUAAUGGUAUUAAUACUACUCAUAAUACACUUGAAACAACAAGCAAGCCAUAUAUUAAUACAAUUAGGAAAUCAUUUACUAAAGAUUGUAUUUAUCAAUUUUCAUCUUAUUAUAUUGGAGGUGCUGGAGUAAAUGAUGGAAAUUAUAAAAUGAUUUCAAUUUGUGAAAGAAAUUCAAUUCAAAGAUAUGUUCAAUGUUAUUGGUCAAAAGGUUCUUAUAAUGAUUGUUCUUGUAAACCAGUUUCUAAAGAACCAAAAAUUAAAACAAGUGGUAAUUUAAAAUAUCCAGACUGUCAUUAUUUAUCUUAUUUAUAUGAUUUUUCUCUUAAUAUUGAAAAUAUUUAUGUAGAAUUUGAUACAGUUAAUACAACUACUUGGUCAGAUUUUCUUAUUCCACAAAGAAUGGAAUCAUUAACUUUAGUUAUAACAGCUAAUGGAGUUGAUUUUUUAACAAUUAAUUCAGACUUUUCUUUACCAUCAUUUUCAUUUAAAGUGUAUGGUGGUUUAAAUAUUACUGGUGAAUUAAUAUUUGAAACUGCAGCUAAUUAUUAUUUUAAAAACUUAACAUUUGAAAAAGUAAUGGUUGAUGAAUAUAUUGAUGAUAAUACUAUUUUAUUUGCUUCUACUGUUAAUGAAAUUGAUGCAAAAAAACUUGAAUCUAUUGAAACAUUAAAUAAGAAAAUUGUUCAAGUUUUACCAACUUGUGGAACAGUAGAUACAAUAAGAAGAUUUGUUAAAAGUCCAGGGGAUAAAGAUAGUGACUCUUAUUUAGGUUGUAAAUGUACUGUUGAAACAGAAACAAUUUUUGAACAAUUUGAUUGUGAAGAGGUUUCAAAAGAACCAACAAGUCAAUUAGAUCUUAUUAUUAGUAAAAGCAUUUAUGAUGGAAAUAAUUUUAUUAGGUAUUGGAAUAAUAUUAAAUUUACUGGAAAUGGUUACAGAACUCUUAAAGGAUUAAGACAUAAUGCUAAAAUAUGUACUUUUAUUGCUGAUAGAAGGUAUACAAUCGAUACUGAAUUAUAUUGUGAUGAAGUUAAUAUUGAACAAGGAGUUACUAUUGAAGUUAAAGGAAAUUUAUAUAUAAAAACACUUAAUAUUUUAGAAGAUUAUUCUAAUCUUAACCAAAAACCAAUUUUUAUUUCUUCUCCAUUAAUUUUAACAAAUCUUUCUUCUAUUACAUUUGCUCAUCCUUUACAAUCUUGUGUUGAAUUAGUUGCUUCUUCUCUUAUUUAUGAUUCAAAUGUAAAAAACUUUAGUGAUUAUUCAUUAGUUGGAUUGGAACAUUUGUUAAGAGUUUGUCCUAAAGGCUCAAUUAAUACAGCUGUCGAAUGUGAAAUGGAUGGAAUUAAUUAUCCAACAAAUUUUAUAUAUUCAUAUUGUCCUUGUAGUGGUUCAGCAUGUUCUAUUAAAAUACCAAACACUAUUUCAAGAGUAACUGCUUCUAGUGUAUCAAGUAUUGAAGGAAAAUUAAUUAUCAAUGGGGAUCUUUCAUUAAGUAAUUUUAACCUAAUUUCUACAUUAGAAAUUACAAGUCAAUCUACUGUAAUUAUUGAAGGCACAACUGAACUUCAAAUAAAUAGUAUUAAUCCAUCAUCUGAAUCUAUUCCAAUUUUAAUCCUUCAAUCACCUACAAUUAUCAAUGGAGCGUUAAAUAAAUUUAGUAUUAUACCUUCAAGUGUUACUACCUUCAAUUAUAAUAAUGUUCAAUUAGAAAAAGUCACUGAAACCACUUCAGGGUCUUUAGUCCUUAAACCAACUGUUACAAGUCUUUCUAUUGAAAAAAUAGAAACUGUUUCUUCUUUAAACACAAUCCCUUUAUUUAUUUUAGAAAGUUCAGAAAUACCAAUUUCUAUUAGUGGUAAUCUUUCAUCAGUUUCAAAUAAAAUUAUUUUAUUAACUAAAAGUAGAAAAGUCUCAGAUCCUGUUAAAGUUUCUUGUGAUGGACAAGCUGUUUUACCAACUGGUUUUAAAGACUGUAAUAAAAUUGGACUUUCAUCACAUUCAUGUUAUUUUAAUUCUAACAAAUAUGUUUUAUCUUCAUCAAAUCUUAAUAUUGAUUAUUCUUGUCCUUGUAAGAGAAGUAAUGACAUUUCUUGUACUAUAACUAUUGAUCCAUCAUCAACAAGUAUUUCCGUUAUAAACAAUGUUACAGAAUUUACUGUAGAAUCAUCUAUUACAUUUGAAUCAAAAUCACAUACAUUUACUAUUAGAUCAAGUUCAGCUGAUUCAAUUAUUACUAUUAAUGGAGAUUCAAAUUUUAUUCAAGUAGAUGCAAUUCCCGGAUUUACUUUAAAAUCUACAUCUCAAAAUAAUGUUUUAUCAUCAAUUUCACAAUAUACAUUUAGUAGUGUUACAACUGCAAAGAGCAAUGUAUUUAGUCUUAAAAAAGUUACAAAUAAUGGGGUUAUUGUUGUUUCAUCACUAAAUAAUUAUUGUACAGUUGGACAAUUAAAUGAUAAUAUAUUCUCAUGUUUAAUUUGUGGAGAUAUUACUGCUAAUUCAAAUGGAAUAUGUGAUGAAAGAAACCCAAUUGAACGUUGUAGUUAUUUAGUAAAUGGGUAUUGUAAAGAAUGUGAAGAAGGAUAUUAUGUUGAAGGAGAAAGAUUAGGUAGUCAAAGUUGUCAAGCAUUACAACCAGGAUGUUUAAGAGGAAAUUCUAAAGAAUGUUUUAAAUGUGUUAAUAAUAAAAAAAUUGAAGGAACAAGUUGUGUUGAUGUUAGUGAUUGUUCUUUUUAUUUAAAUGAAUUAUGUAUUCUUUGUGAAGAAGGAAAACGAAGUAGUAAUGGACAGACAUGUGAUACAAAAUGUGAUGAAUCAUGUAAGUCUUGUCACAGUAUGAAGGAUAAUGAGGUAUGUAAUAUUUGUAAUUUUGAACUUAAAUAUAGUAAAGCAUUUGAUGACAAUAAAUGUACUACUGGAGAAGGAGUUGAUAUAGUUUCUCCUACAUAUCAAAUAUCAUGUUCCAAAGGAUAUAGUUUUGAUAGUUUAAAUUCUAAUAAAUGUAAUAAAUGUAUAACUGGAUGUUCAAUUUGUGAAGGAGGAAAAUGUCUUCAAUGUGAAAAAAAAGAAGAUAUUUUAUUUAAUGGAGGGUGUAGAAGUCAAGAAUUAUCUAAAUGUAAAACUAUAAAUGAUAAUAAAUGUAUUGAAUGUAAUGAACAAGAAUAUUAUGACAUUACAACAGGAACAUGUACAAAAUAUGAUUCAACAUGUAAAAGUGUAGAUUAUAAUGGAUUAUGUACAAGUUGUACAAACAAAGAAUCUUAUGUAGAAUUACCUGAAAGAAAAAAAUGUGUAUCAAAACAACAAGAUAUAAAAUGUUUAUCAAGUUUAUAUGGUAUUUGUUAUAGAUGUAUUCAAAAAUAUUAUCCAAAUGGAGUAAAAUGUGAACAAUGUUUAGAACAUUGUAAGUUAUGUUCUAAUGAAAAACAAUGUGAUGUUUGUGAAGAUGGAUAUCAAUUAAUAAAUUCAACAUGUGUUUCAUUAACAACAGAACAUUGUGAACAUUAUGGAACAUUAUCAUGUAUUAAAUGUGAAAGUGGAUAUUAUCUUGAUACAUUAAAAUGUACAAAAUGUGAUUCUAAAUGUAAAGAAUGUACAUCAAAUAAUAUUUGUUCAUUAUGCAAUGAAGGAUAUUAUUUAAAUAAUUCAAAAUGUAUUUCAUUAGAAGAAGCUAAUAAAAAGCAUUGUAUAAAGAUAAGUAAAACAGGAUGUAUUAAAUGUGAAAUUGGAUAUUAUAAUAAAGAUGGAGAAUGUUUAAGUUGUAAUUCAAUUAAACCUAAUUGUGCAGUAUGUAAUAUUACUUCAAAUAAAUGUAUUAAAUGUCCAGAAGAAUAUAUAAUGAAAGAAGAAGGAUGUGUACAUUAUUCAACAAUACCACAUUGUAAACAAGCCAUAGAUGGAUAUUGUGAUAAAUGUGAUAACUGGUACGCAUUAAGUUAUACAAGAAUUUCAUGUGAAAGAUAUGCAGAAGGAGGAAAAAUAGCAGCAAUAAUUAUAAGUAUAAUAAUAUUAGUAAGUAUAAUUAUUCUUAUUGGAAUUGUAAUUUAUUUAUUAUAUAAGAGAUAUCAAAGGCACCUUGAAAUAACAAGAGCAACUGGAAUAUUUCCAUUAAAACAUUGUAAUAUUGAAUUACAAACAUAUCCAAUAUUACCAACAAUUGUUUGUGAAACAACAAUAAUUGAAUUUAAUGACAAAAUGGAAUUAAAUAAAGAAUAUUCAAAAGGAUUUUAUAUUGGAAAUAAAGGAGAAACAACAGUAGAAAUUCAAUUUACAAUAAAAGAAGACCAAAGAUAUAGAAUAGAAUUUAGUCCAAAUAAUCUUGUGAUUAAAUCAAAAAUGUGUUGUUUAAUAAAUGUAUUAAUUAUGCCAUAUUGUUCAUUUAAUAUUCAACAAGAAUUUAAAUGUAUUAUAAAAGAAAAUAAUAAUAAAAAAGGAGAAUUAGAUUUUAAAUUUAAAGCAAAUACAAUAGAAACAUAUAACAUUGAUCCAGAAUUAAUUCAAUAUCAAAAUGUAUUAAGAGCAAAUUAUGAAAUAACAAUAAGUAAGGCAAUAUAUAAUAAUAUACCAGUAAUUGUUAGAAAUAUUGGAUGUUUUGAAUUAGGAAUUGAAGAAAAAAAAAUAUAUGAAGAACCAUUAAAUAUUUUAGAAACAUUUCCAUCAAGUAAUUAUUUAACUAAAUAUAUUGGUAAAGUCUUAUUAAAAAAUACACAUCUUAUUAUUACUGAAUUUGCUCCUUUAGGAACUUUACAAGAUAUUAUUAAUUCUAAAAAGAAUUCUAUUAAUUCUGUAUUAAAACAAAGAAUUGUUUUAGACGCCUCAAAAGGAAUUGCUAUUCUUCAUGCUAAAAAUUAUUUACAUUAUAAUAUUAAACCUUCAAAUAUUUUAUUAAUUAGUACUAAUAUUAACGAUCAAUCUCUUGUUAAAAUUACUGAUUUUGGUUAUCAUUAUAAUUAUAAAAAAUUCUUUAAUCAUCGUAUUGAAGUAUCUGAAAGACCGACUUAUAUUGCUCCUGAAAUUUUUACUGGUCAAAAAUUUACAAAUAAAACUGAUGUUUAUGCUUUUGCUUUAACUAUGUUUGCUAUUCUUACUUUAAAUGAACCUUACCCUCUUAAUGAAUAUCCUUAUCCUUGGUCUAUCUCAAAAUUCGUUUGUGUUGGUAGAAGACUUCCUCAACCUUCAGAUAUGUCUAAACAAAUGUAUGAUAUUAUUUCUAAUUCUUGGGAACAUUGUUCAGCUGAUAGAUUUACUAUAGACGAAAUAGUUCAUGAACUUAAAAAAUUAUCAGUGAACUAA
Molecule: messenger RNA, 5763 nt
Organism: Entamoeba histolytica HM-1:IMSS
Lineage: Eukaryota; Evosea; Mastigamoebida; Endamoebidae
Exons: 2
Coding region: 1-5763 (1920 amino acids)
Biological process (GO): protein phosphorylation
Molecular function (GO): ATP binding; protein kinase activity
Source: RefSeq, a predicted model, not a curated record